AUGAUGUCUUAUCUUAAGCAACCGCCUUACGCAGUCAAUGGACUGAGUCUGACCACUUCGGGCAUGGACUUGCUGCACCCCUCGGUGGGCUACCCGGGGCCCUGGGCUUCUUGUCCCGCAGCCACUCCCCGGAAGCAACGCCGGGAGAGGACGACGUUCACACGGGCGCAGCUAGACGUGCUGGAAGCUCUAUUUGCUAAGACCCGGUACCCAGACAUCUUCAUGCGGGAGGAGGUGGCGCUGAAAAUCAACUUGCCCGAGUCCAGGGUGCAGGUAUGGUUUAAGAAUCGAAGAGCUAAGUGCCGCCAACAGCAGCAGCAGCAACAGAAUGGAGGUCAAAACAAAGUGAGACCUGCCAAAAAGAAGACCUCUCCAGCCCGGGAAGUGAGUUCAGAGAGUGGAACGAGUGGCCAAUUCACUCCCCCCUCUAGCACCUCAGUCCCGGCCAUUUCCAGCAGCAGUGCUCCCGUGUCUAUCUGGAGCCCAGCUUCCAUCUCCCCACUGUCAGAUCCCUUGUCCACCUCCUCUUCCUGCAUGCAGAGGUCCUAUCCCAUGACCUAUACUCAGGCUUCAGGUUAUAGUCAAGGAUAUGCUGGCUCAACUUCCUACUUUGGGGGCAUGGACUGUGGAUCUUAUUUGACCCCUAUGCAUCACCAGCUUCCUGGACCAGGGGCCACACUCAGCCCCAUGGGUACCAAUGCAGUCACCAGCCAUCUCAAUCAGUCCCCAGCUUCUCUUUCCACCCAGGGAUAUGGAGCUUCAAGCUUGGGUUUUAACUCAACCACUGAUUGCUUGGAUUAUAAGGACCAAACUGCCUCCUGGAAGCUUAACUUCAAUGCUGACUGCUUGGAUUAUAAAGAUCAGACAUCCUCGUGGAAAUUCCAGGUUUUGUGA
Messenger RNA from Lynx canadensis (Canada lynx), 894 nucleotides. It is a transcript of the gene OTX2, whose product is annotated as orthodenticle homeobox 2. Bases 1 to 894 code for a protein of 297 amino acids. The record is from RefSeq and is a predicted model, not a curated record. Gene Ontology annotation, biological process: regulation of transcription by RNA polymerase II; multicellular organism development. The transcript has 3 exons. Gene Ontology annotation, molecular function: DNA-binding transcription factor activity, RNA polymerase II-specific; RNA polymerase II cis-regulatory region sequence-specific DNA binding. Gene Ontology annotation, cellular component: nucleus. NCBI's taxonomy places the organism in Eukaryota, Metazoa, Chordata, Mammalia, Carnivora, Felidae.